UGAGACUUCGAGGGGUUGCUACCCCUCGACCAGUGUCGGGAAAAUUGCGCAGUUUUAAGCUAAUUGGGUCGUGAAAACCGUUGCGUGUCAUGAAUUUUCUCAAGUUAAUUGCGUUUUCUUGGUGAUCUAAGGGUUGGGGACGCUGGUGUAAAUAUUUGGCGCGUUUGCGCCCAGUACGGCCCAUGACACCCCGCCACUGGUGACGUUCCGAAAUAACCUCACUUUCAAGUCACUGCACACAUUUGUGGUAUUUAAAACUUGUAAUUAGUCAUCACACAGUUAUUAACGCUAACACAGUGAUUUCAGCACGAUAACUGUCAUUCAUUUCUAACCUCACUUUUUUACAAAAAAAAACAUGGGAAAUGCCGAAUUGGAUAUAAUUGAUGGUGCCGAUUAUGUAAAUCAUUACAAGAAUUUAAAAAUCUUGCAUUGUAACAAUCAAAUUAAAGAGCUUCAAACGAUUUUGCGAGACAGGGAGACUUCAAGGAGCGAUUUUAAGUUUUCUGCUGAUAGACUUAUCCGUUUAGUGAUUGAGGAAAGUUUAAAUCAGUUGCCUUUCACCGACUGUAAAGUGAAAACUCCAACAAAUUCGAUUUAUGACGGCUUGAAAUACAAGUCGGGGAAUUGCGGGGUGUCCAUUGUACGUUCUGGGGAAGCUAUGGAGCAGGGGCUGAGAGACUGUUGUCGCAGUAUUCGGAUAGGAAAAAUUUUGGUUGAGUCUGACGCUGACACCCAUGAGGCUAAAGUGGUCUAUGCGAGGUUUCCAGAGGACAUAGCCCAAAGACAUGUUUUACUGAUGUAUCCAAUCAUGUCAACUGGCAAUACCGUCAGCAAGGCCGUCACAGUUUUAAAGGAACAUAAAGUUAAAGAAGAAAAUAUUAUUUUAAGUAAUUUAUUUUGCACACCCGCCGCUGUGCAAACUGUCCUGGAAUCGUUUCCAAAAUUGAAAAUGCUGACUUCGGAGGUCCAUCCAGUGGCGCCGAAUCAUUUUGGACAAAAGUAUUUUGGUACUGAUUAAACUAAAUAAUUUCAAAAUUGUGAUUUAUACUGUUAGCAUUUAUUUUUUGUUAGAUUAACCAAUUUGCACAUUAUUUAUGUUUGAGUUAUAUGAGAAUAGUAGAAUAGUUUAAGACUAACGCUUUUAUUUUUCAAUUUUUUAGUCUCAUUUCUGUGGUUUAAGCUAGUUUGUGUAAUUUAUUUGUUUCUUGUAUCUUGCAGUUUUCUGUUAAUAAAACAAUACAAA
This is a messenger RNA of Tribolium madens (black flour beetle), 1243 nucleotides long. RefSeq names its product uracil phosphoribosyltransferase homolog (gene kri). Lineage: Eukaryota; Metazoa; Arthropoda; Insecta; Coleoptera; Tenebrionidae. The coding region runs from base 356 to 1018 and encodes 220 amino acids. The transcript has 5 exons. The record is from RefSeq and is a predicted model, not a curated record.